CCCAGGCAAACCUGCCUGCGUGGGGUGGGGAGCCGAGCUUCCUCCUCUGCGUGCGGUGCGGGGCCGCCCGAUUUGUCCUUCCGCCCCUGCCUCCGCGGCGCUUCGGCGAGCUAGGGGGCAGGCGGAAGGUGCGCUGGAGCCGAGGCGCGAGAUGUGGCCGGCGGGAGCGGCGGCAGUCGCGGGGUCGCCGGCGCGGGACACGUCGCUGUGCGGCGAGCUGCCGCAGGCCCCUCCGCCCCCGGCCUGGCAGGCGGCCCCGGCCUGGCUGUCGCCUCUGGCUGCGCCCUCGGGGCCGCCGCUCCCGGCUCCGGCCGGCGCGACCCUCAACCGCCUUCCGGAGCCGCUGCUGCGGAGGCUCAGCGGGAGCUUGGACCGAGCGCCCGAGGGCCGGGGCUGGAGGAGGCUGGCCGAGGUGGCGGGGAAUCGAGGGCGCCUCCGGCUCAGUUGUCUGGACUUGGAACAGUGUUCUCUUAAGGUCUUGGAGCCUGAAGGAAGCCCAAGCCUGUGUUUACUGAAGCUAAUGGGUGAAAAAGGCUGUACAGUCACGGAACUGGGUGACUUCCUGCAGGCUAUGGAACACACUGAAGUUCUUCAGCUUCUCAGCCCCCCAGGAAUAAAGAUCACUGUAAACCCCGAAUCAAAGGCAGUCUUGGCUGGACAGUUUGUGAAACUGUGUUGCCGGGCAACUGGACAUCCUUUUGUACAAUAUCAAUGGUUCAAAAUGAAUAAAGAGAUUCCAAAUGGAAAUGCAUCAGAACUUACUUUCAACACAGUGCAUGUGAAAGAUGCAGGCUUUUAUGUCUGUCGAGUUAAUAAUAAUUUCACCUUUGAAUUUAGCCAGUGGUCACAGCUGGAUGUUUGUGACGUCACGGAAGUAACAGGAAGCUUCCAGAAAAGCCCGGAUAGCAUCUCUGAACCCAAGUUGCAUAUCUGUGUUGAGCCACAGUCCCAGAAGCUGAUGCCUGGCAGUGCGUUGGUCUUACAGUGCGUUGCUGUCGGAAGCCCUAUUCCUCACUACCAGUGGUUCCGAAAUGAAUCACCACUAACACAUGAGACGAAAAAGCUGUACAUGGUGCCUUAUGUGGAUUUGGAACAUCAAGGAACCUAUUGGUGUCAUGUAUAUAAUGAUCGAGACAGUCAAGAUAGCAAGAAGGUAGAAAUCAUCAUAGGAAGAACAAAUGAGGCAGUGGAGUGCACAGAAGAUGAAUUAAAUACACUUGGACAUCCUGAUAAUAAAGAGCAAACAACUGAUCAACCUUUGGCAAAGGACAAGGUUGCUCUUUUGAUAGGAAAUAUGAAUUACUGGGAGCACCCCAAGCUUAAAGCUCCCUUGGUGGAUGUGUAUGAGUUGACCAACUUGCUAAGACAGCUGGAUUUCAAAGUUGUUUCGUUGCUGGAUCUUACUGAGUAUGAGAUGCGUAAUGCUGUGGAUGAAUUUUUACUACUUUUAGACAAAGGAGUAUAUGGAUUAUUAUAUUAUGCUGGACAUGGUUAUGAAAACUUUGGGAACAGCUUUAUGGUCCCUGUUGAUGCUCCAAAUCCAUAUAGGUCUGAAAAUUGUCUAUGUGUACAAAAUAUACUGAAAUUGAUGCAAGAAAAAGAAACUGGACUCAAUGUGUUCUUGUUGGAUAUGUGUAGGAAAAGAAAUGACUAUGAUGAUACCAUUCCAAUCUUGGACGCAUUAAAAGUCACUGCCAAUAUUGUGUUUGGAUAUGCCACGUGUCAAGGAGCAGAAGCUUUCGAAAUCCAGCAUUCUGGAUUGGCAAACGGAAUCUUCAUGAAAUUUUUAAAAGAUAGAUUAUUAGAAGAUAAGAAAAUUACUGUGUUACUGGAUGAAGUUGCAGAAGAUAUGGGUAAGUGUCACCUUACCAAAGGCAAACAGGCUCUAGAGAUUCGAAGUAGUUUAUCUGAAAAGAGAGCACUUACUGAUCCAAUACAGGGAACAGCAUAUUCUGCAGAAUCUCUGGUACGGAAUCUACAGUGGGCCAAGGCACACGAACUUCCAGAAAGUAUGUGUCUUAAAUUUCAGUGUGGUGUUCAGAUUCAAUUAGGAUUUGCAGCUGAGUUUUCCAAUGUCAUGAUAAUUUAUACAAGUAUAGUCCACAAACCACCCGACAUCAUAAUGUGUGAUGCCUAUGUUACCGAUUUUCCACUUGACUUAGAUAUUGAUCCAAAGGAUGCAAACAAAGGGACGCCUGAAGAAACUGGCAGCUAUUUAGUAUCAAAGGAUCUUCCCGAGCAUUGCCUCUAUACGAGACUCAGUUCACUGCAAAAGUUAAAGGAACAUCUAAUCUUCACGGUAUGUUUAUCAUAUCAGUACUCAGGACUGGAAGAUACUGUAGAGGAAAAACAGGAAGUGAAUGUUGGCAAGCCUCUCAUUGCUAAACUAGACAUUCAUCGAGGUUUAGGAAGGAAGACUUGCUUUCAAACUUGUGUUAUGUGCAAUGGCCCUUACCAGAGCUCUACAUCCACCUCAGCGGGAGCUGGACAUUAUCAUUCAUCUCAAGACUCAUUCCGUGGUGUUUACCAUUCACAUCUCGGUAAUUCAAGUGAUGUUAUGCCUUCAGAUAAUUGUCGUUGCAGCCGGACUGCAGACACCUUUAUUUCAAGUCAUCAUACCCACCCUUACUCAUGUCAGUUUGGCAGAAGUAAUGUGCCAGUAGAGACAACUGAUGAAAUACCAUUCAGUUUCUCUGAUGGGCUCAGAAUUUCUGAAAAGUGACCUCCUUGUUUUUAAAAGUUAUUAUAAUCACUAGAUGCCUUAUAUGCAGCAGUACUUACAUCAAGUGAGGUAUUUGGAAAAAACACAUGUGUCUAUGGAGAGAGAGAAAAUUAGUAACAGCUGUUUUGUGGCAAACACAGGACUUCAAGGUGUUGGAAUUAUAUUAUUUAACCACUGACUUCCUCUGUCAAGAUUUUGUGAAUUGGUUGAUUUGUUCUAUAAGAGUGAAGUAUGUUUGUGUGUAUGUUUACAUGUAUAUAACAAAAACAAGUUCCAUUUUGAACACUGGGAAAGGCCUCAUUGUACAAUAAGUUGUUGUUACAUUUUUAGACCCAGAAAAAGAACCUUGGUGAUCAUCAGGCUUAAGUUACUUUUAUCAGUAAGGGUAAUAAUUUGAGCCAUCUUGUUUAACUUAGAGCUGGCACCAGAAUGGAGACCUCCAUAUUUCUAUUCCAGUGUUUAUUUGGCUACACACUGCCUUCCUGACAGGUUCUGAGACAGGUAUUAUGUUUGUAGAUAGAUUUAAAGGUAGAUAUGUAAACAUGCAUAUCUAUAAGAUAGACGGGUACAAGCUUUAGUUUGCAAUUACAGGACUUUGCUUCAAAUGUCAGUUAAGGGAUUUGUAUAUAAAUUUUAUGUAAAACAGGCUGAAAUUUAUUGUUCAUAAGGUAAUGAAGGUACUUAAGGGGUGGUGAAAUGUUUGUCUAUGUUAAAAAGAGGAUGUUGCUACUGGACAAUCUUUAUAGUUGCUUAUCUGAGUCUUAUAAACAUUGGACAUGUCUUCCUUGAUAAUAUGUAUUUUCUUACAGAGUUUUACUGAUCUUAGAAGACAGUCUUGUCACCUUUGGUUCUACCUAACAGCAAGUUGAAAAGGCAACCAGUAGUUACAAAGAAUAAGAUUUAGUUAGUAAUUUUGAAACAUCCUACACAGAAAAUCUCAGGCCCAGAUGGCUUCACUACUGUAUUCUUCCAAGCAUUUAAAGAAUUAGCACCAAUUCUUUGCAAAAUUUCCCCAAAAACAGAGUAGGAGAGAACACUUCUCAGUUCAUCUUAUGAGGCCAGUAUUACCCUAAUGCAAAACCAGACAAAACAUCACAAGAAAGCUACAGAUCAAAUGAAUACAGACACAGAUACCAUCCAAAAAUACUAGCAAACUGAAUUUGGCAACGUAUAAAAACAAUUGCAUACCAUGACCAAGACUUAUUCCAUGAAUACAAGAUUGGCUGCUUAACAUCCAAAAAUCAGUGUAAUAUGCAAAUGGUUCUUGUUAUCCACAGUAGUUAUACUCUGUAAAGACACCAUGAAUGCUGAAUUAGUAAAUACAGAGCCAUUGCCCCUAGAGGUAAGGUGUGUGUUUGUGUGUGUUUGCACAUUUACAUGCCUCAAAGAGAUUAUAAAUCUUAAAUCCUAAAAGCAGUUUAUUCUGAUGGAUUCUGUUUUCUUUAUUUCACAAAAGAGAUAAAUGAGAUCUAGAAAUAUUAGGUGAUUUGCCUGAGGUCACUCCACUAACAAGUGCCAGAGUGGGAUUCAAGCCUGUGCAACUGGCCCCAGAGGCAGAGCUUCUUGCACUCCACUGCCUGCCCCUCUGCCAUCCCAUCUUCUCUUCUUCAUCUUGCAGGAGAGCUGAAACAAGAAGGCAAAGCAUUGCUGUAUUUGACAUCAGCUGAGAACAUGCACAUCGGAGAACUCAAAAUUUUCACUGGUCUGCCCAUGUCCACGAAUGAUCAAAAACAUGCUGUGUGUAUUGAUUUUAGAAUUACAAAUAAAUUGGCAAAUGCACAAACACAGA
Manis javanica (Malayan pangolin) is the source of this 4511-nucleotide messenger RNA. It is a transcript of the gene MALT1, whose product is annotated as MALT1 paracaspase. Gene Ontology annotation, biological process: positive regulation of canonical NF-kappaB signal transduction; T cell receptor signaling pathway; innate immune response. Gene Ontology annotation, molecular function: cysteine-type endopeptidase activity. Lineage: Eukaryota; Metazoa; Chordata; Mammalia; Pholidota; Manidae. The record is from RefSeq and is a predicted model, not a curated record.